Messenger RNA from Phanerochaete carnosa HHB-10118-sp, 408 nucleotides. RefSeq lists its product as uncharacterized. Lineage: Eukaryota; Fungi; Basidiomycota; Agaricomycetes; Polyporales; Phanerochaetaceae. Gene Ontology annotation, molecular function: oxidoreductase activity. The record is from RefSeq and is a predicted model, not a curated record. The coding region runs from base 1 to 408 and encodes 135 amino acids. The transcript is spliced from 2 exons.
AUGUCUGCGACGAUCUCAGAGCCCACGUCCACCCUCCGCCAGGACCGCGUCCGCGCAGUCGCACUCAUGUACCCAAAGGAGGGCGUUUCCUUUGAGGAGUUCGACAAGUACUGGCUUGAAGAGCACAGCAAAGUAUUCACGUCUAUCGCCAUCGUGAAGAAGAAUCUUACGAAGUACGAGCAGUUUCACUUCAACCCGACAGUAAACCAGGCCUUGCAAACCCAGGGCUCUCCGGCACUGCCACACGCCGGGAUGGCCAUCUUCGAGGCCGAGUCGUACGAGAAGCUCAUGAAAGUCUUUAAGGACUCAGAGUAUGUGCGCGUCGUCAUGCCGGACGAAGAAAAGUUCUUCGAUCGCUCGAAGAGCACGGUCCUCACUGGUCCGUUCGCGACUAUCUUCGGACAAUGA